UGCGUUCGCGUUGAGGAGACCUCGUUGCGGAGAUCAGGCCUGACCCGGAUAAGUCCCAGGAUAUUUUGCCGUCCUUUCUUUCCAUGAUGUGAUUCUUCAGGCCAAGAAGAAUAAGAUGUGUCUGUAAUUAAAAUUACCUCAUCCUUGGUGCUUUUCAACCCAGGGUCACUAUAUGUAACUGACGCAGUUAACAUUAACCAUAUUUCUUGAAGAUUAAUUAGUUACCCUGGACAUGCUGCUCUUCUUUACUUUGGGAUUGCUCGUACAUUUUGUGUUCUUUGCCUCCAUCUUUGACAUUUAUUUUACAUCUCCUUUGGUUCAUGGAAUGACUCCUCACUUUACACCAUUACCGCCUCCAGCAAGAAGAUUAGUGCUCUUUGUCGCUGAUGGCCUGCGAGCAGAUGCACUGUAUGAAUUAGAUGAAAGUGGGAACUCUAGAGCGCCAUUUAUUAGGAAGAUCAUAACGCAUGAAGGCAGCUGGGGGGUAUCCCACACACGUGUGCCAACAGAGUCUCGGCCAGGUCAUGUUGCCCUGAUAGCUGGGUUUUAUGAAGAUGUCAGUGCAGUCGCCAAAGGAUGGAAGGAAAAUCCUGUAGAAUUUGAUUCUCUCUUUAAUGAAAGCAAAUAUACAUGGAGUUGGGGAAGCCCAGAUAUCUUACCUAUGUUUGCCAAAGGUGCUAGUGGAGACCAUAUAUAUACACAUAGUUAUGAUGCCAAAAGAGAGGAUUUUGGUGCCCAUGAUGCAACAAAAUUGGAUAGCUGGGUUUUUGAUAAUGUUAAGGACUUCUUUCAUGCUGCCAGAAACAACCAGUCUUUGUUUUCUAAAAUAAAUGAAGAGAAAAUAGUUUUUUUCUUACAUUUAUUAGGACUAGAUACAAAUGGACAUGCUCAUCGACCAUCAUCAAGGGACUAUAAGGACAAUAUUAAAAAAGUUGAUGAUGGAGUGAAGGAAAUCGUGUCCAUGUUUAAACAGUUUUAUGGAAAUGAUGGGAAAACAACAUUUAUCUUUACCUCUGACCAUGGAAUGACAGACUGGGGUUUCCAUGGGGCUGGUCAUCCUUCAGAGACUUUAACUCCUUUGAUCACUUGGGGAGCUGGAAUCAAGUAUCCCCAGAAAGUAUCAGCUCAACAAUUUGAUGAUGAAUUUUUGAAAGAAUGGAAAUUGGAGAACUGGAAGAGGCAAGAUGUCAAUCAGGCUGAUAUUGCACCACUGAUGGCUUCCCUUAUUGGAGUUCCUUUUCCCCUCAAUUCAGUGGGAAUCCUUCCAGUAGAUUAUCUUAACAACACCGAUCUCUUCAAAGCAGAGAGCAUGUUUACCAAUGCAGUACAGAUUCUUGAACAGUUCAAGGUGAAAAUGACUCAGAAAAAAGAAGUUACUUUACCAUUUUUGUUUACACCUUUUAAGUUGCUUUCUGAUUCUAAACAGCUCGAUAUUUUAAGAAAAGCACGAUCUUGUAUAAAACAGAAAAAAUUUGAUGAAGUAGUCUCCCUUUGCAAGGAGCUAAUAGAUCUUGCAUUGAAAGGAUUGUCCUAUUAUCACACAUAUGACAGAUUCUUUUUGGGCAUCAGUGUUGUUACUGGUUUUGUUGGAUGGAUAUCUUACGCUUCCUUGUUGAUCAUCAAGUCUCAUUCCAAUCUGACAAGAGGAGUUAGUAUAGAAAUUAAGAAAUCAAGCCAUCUCCUGCCAUGUAGUUUUGUAGCUAUUGGCGUUUUAAUAGCAUUUUUCCUGCUGAUUCAAGCCUGUCCCUGGACUUAUUAUGUAUAUUGUUUGUUGCCAGUGCCAAUAUGGUAUGCGGUUCUAAGAGAAUUUCAAGUUAUUCAAGACCUUGUUACAUCACUGUUGUCCUUUCCUCUGAGCCAUUUUGUUGGCCACCUAUUAGUCUUUACCCUUGGAAUUGAAGUACUAGUUCUCAGUUUUUUCUACCGCUAUAUGCUUACAGCUGGGCUUAUUGCAUUUGCGGGUUGGCCAUUUCUCACGCAGCUGUGGACUCAAGCAAAGAUUACCUCACUGAGUUGGACUUUCUUCUCUUUGCUGCUGGCUGCGUUCCCACUAAUGCCGGUUGUAGGUCGAAAGCCAGAUAUCUCUCUAGUAAUGGGUGCGGGCUUGCUGCUGCUUCUGCUAUCCCUGUUUGUUGUAACAUCUCUCAUGAAAAGAAGAAGUAGUUUUAUAAAGGAAGACCUAUGGGUACAUGGAUUACAGAUGCUGAACACAGUGCUUUCCAUGUAUGUUGUAUAUAGCACCCAUAGUAGUCUACUCAAGAAACAAGGACUGCCUCUUAUAAAUCAAAUUGUAAGCUGGGCAACAUUAGCAUCUUCCUUAGUUGUUCCACUCCUGAGUUCUCCAGUUAUCUUUCAGCGAUUGUUCAGCAUACUUCUUUCCUUGAUGUCAACCUACCUACUUCUAAGCACAGGGUAUGAAGCUCUCUUUCCAUUAGUGUUGUCAUGUUUGAUGUUUGUCUGGAUAUACAUGGAACAAGAAACCCUACAGCAUUCUGGUGUUUCCUAUAAACAAAAGCUCACCAGUAUCCAAUUCUCCUAUAAUGCUGAUAUAACUCAGUUUCGGCAGCUCUAUCUGGAUGACAUCCGUAGGGCCUUUUUUCUUGUUUUUUUCUUAGUGACAGCAUUUUUUGGAACUGGAAAUAUAGCCUCUAUUAACAGCUUUGACCUUGCCUCUGUCUAUUGUUUUCUGACUGUGUUUAGUCCUUUUAUGAUGGGAGCCCUGAUGAUGUGGAAGAUUUUAAUCCCUUUUGUUCUUGUUAUGUGUGCUUUCGAAGCAGUUCAGUUAACUACUCAGUUGUCAUCAAAAAGUCUUUUUCUUCUCGUUCUCAUCAUAUCAGACACUAUGGCUCUGCAUUUUUUCUUCUUGGUCAAGGAUUAUGGCAGCUGGCUUGAUAUUGGAACAAGCAUCAGCCACUAUGUGAUCGUCAUGUCCAUGACCAUCUUUCUAGUGUUUCUCAAUGGCCUGGCACAGCUGCUCACGACAACAAAACUCAGCCUACGUGGCAAACAUAAAAGCCAUCUCAUAUGAUGUUGCUGGAGCCGUCGUUCAGCAUCUGGAUGCUGUUUCUCCUCCUUCUAAACUAAAAUCCCAUCAAGGAUUCAAUAAGAAGAUGGAUGUUGCUGAAAAAGUGUGUGCUACUACUGUAAUGAAAAUGUGUACUUGGAAACUUGAACUUACAGGUUAUGCGGAAUAAAGGAGCUUCCCUUUUCUUUUAGCUUUCACAGGCAUGAAAUAGUGAUUCUGUGGAAAAGCAUAGGAAAACAUUGUUCUUUUUUAUUUUUUUAUUUUAGUUGGCAGCUCUUCUCAGUUUUGUUCAGAGCACCUGCAACAAUCUGGUUCCCAACCCUACAGCUUCUCAUAUCCUCACAGGAGAGCAGUUGCCUGUGGGGGCAGUCCUGGUGGCAUCCAAAAUCAUAGCUGUGGCUGAACUUGAAGAAAUCACCAGGUGGCACCAUAAAUAUUUAUCAGCUUUCAGCACUGGUUUUGUGGUAGUCCUAACUAUUCAACAUCAUCACUAGAAAGACAAUCAGGGUGUGUUAUUGCCAAUUUACUGGAGCUUCAGUAGAAAAAUGUUUGCAGGUGUUUGCCCUUUGUCUUUGGUACGCAGUAAUGCUGUCUUAUGCUGCUCAGUGCUGGUUCCAGGCUUUUCAUUGUCAACCAGCUGGAUGCAGGUUUAACCUUCACUUCUUCAUGUUUGGACUAUCAUGGAAUUUCUGGCAAUACAAAUAUGGAAAAUUCUUUUUAUUUGUGUCUUGUCUAUAGGAAAAAAAUUAAAAGUAGUUUUUAAUUGUAGACUCAACAGCUGUUACCCCAUAGCUUUUUCAUUUAUUAUUUCGACAGGUUUCUUUAAAUCAGUGGUAAAACUUUCUGACAAUAUCAUAAGAAUUUGUGUUGAAAUUGUUAUUCCUCCUAGUUGUGAGAUUCUAGCCCAAAGACCUAACAUCUCUUUAAAUUAUAUUUCCAUUUGUAAACUAAUUCUAAUGAGCAAAAUGUUUGGGGAAGAAUUUUUUUUGGACUGUCCAGAAAGAGACCUUUACAUAUCACUGGAGAGUCUGACCUUUUUCCCUUAGUUUGCCCGUUGUUGGCUGAUACUAAGCUUUGCUGGUAUGAGCCCCAUUCAAAAAAAUUGCUUUUGAAUUAAAUUAUAGCUUUGUUAAUUCACAUUAAUUAUAAGGAAGCCCUCUACAAAUUACUAGAUUUUUGAAAUUGGCAGUAAGUGAACAAAUAAAAUUUAGAGGACUCA
This is a messenger RNA of Otolemur garnettii (small-eared galago), 4244 nucleotides long. RefSeq names its product phosphatidylinositol glycan anchor biosynthesis class N (gene PIGN). Gene Ontology annotation, biological process: GPI anchor biosynthetic process. The transcript has 30 exons. Gene Ontology annotation, molecular function: mannose-ethanolamine phosphotransferase activity. Lineage: Eukaryota; Metazoa; Chordata; Mammalia; Primates; Galagidae. The record is from RefSeq and is a predicted model, not a curated record. Gene Ontology annotation, cellular component: endoplasmic reticulum membrane. Bases 233 to 3028 code for a protein of 931 amino acids.